AUAACUAGAAGAGGAACAAAUUGUCCCAACAAUCAACAUCUAAAACUCCAGAGAACAUCAGCGGUGGAUACUGUCACUGUAACCGGAUUUCAUAUACACCCAAAAACACUUUCGAAGAUAAUUAUAAACCGCCUUUUUAUAUACAUUCCUCUUUUCAGAGGACGUGUUAUUUCGCCGUGAGAAUUACUGCCCUCAAAGCGCCAUGUCAAUGCUGCCUUCAUUCGGCUUUACCCAGGAGCAAGUGGCCUGUGUGUGUGAGGUGCUCCAGCAAGGGGGGAACUUGGAAAGACUGGGACGGUUUCUGUGGUCCCUUCCCGCGUGUGACCAUCUACACAAGAACGAAAGCGUCCUGAAAGCUAAGGCGGUGGUAGCGUUUCACCGUGGCAAUUUCAGAGAGUUGUACAAAUUACUAGAGAGCCACCAAUUUUCCCCACACAACCACCCCAAACUCCAGCAGCUGUGGCUGAAGGCGCACUACGUCGAGGCUGAAAAACUGAGAGGGAGACCUCUGGGCGCAGUCGGGAAAUACAGGGUACGAAGAAAAUUCCCUUUGCCCCGGACAAUUUGGGACGGGGAAGAAACCAGCUACUGCUUUAAGGAAAAAUCCAGGGGCGUACUGAGGGAAUGGUACACCCACAACCCGUACCCGUCUCCGCGGGAGAAGAGAGAAUUAGCCGAGGCCACGGGACUCACCACAACGCAAGUCAGCAACUGGUUCAAAAAUAGAAGACAGAGGGACAGAGCCGCAGAAGCUAAAGAAAGGGAGAACAGUGAAAACAACAACUCUGGCAACAACAAACAGAACCAGCUAUCCCCACUGGAUGGGGGCAAAUCUCUAAUGUCAAGCUCAGAAGACGAGUUUUCACCCCCGCAGAGCCCUGAUCAGAACUCAGUCUUACUGUUGCAGGGAAACAUGAACCACUCUGUGGGCUCCAGUUAUCCCUUGGCCGGUCUAAGCGCUUCUCAGUCUGUUCAUAGCAUUCAAGGACAUCCGCACCAGCUCCAAGACUCUCUUCUCGGACCCCUAACUUCUAGCCUUGUGGAUCUUGGCUCUUAAACAACAAAUAUUGUUGUUUUUUUUAUUUUAUGAGAGACUGAGAUACGACACUUUCAUUGUAUAUAUAUACAUAAAAAAUAAAUAUAUAAGAUUUCUGAUGUGGACUUUCACACGAUGGUACUUACAAAACAAUCAGAAGAAAACGCUGCAGUGACUUUUGUCAAGUCAUUAAACAAAUCGAAAGAUUACCACUGCGGCUUUAUCUGAUGCUCUUCGUCACAUCCUGGCGUGUUGAUCUGCGCAGAACUAUAGCCAGUUUUAAAAUAGGACAGCACUGUCACCGUACUGAUGUUACUAUAACUUAACUUGCAAUUUAAAAACUCAUCUCAUUUAAACAUUCUUGGCUCUGAACUUUUUUUUUUCUUAAUUUAUGAAGAUAUCUGUUUCUUUCCAGAGAGUUGAAUACAAAGGAAAAUCUCGAUGAGGACACUUGGAGAUAUGCUAUAGCUUGAACUCCUUGAAGUUUACAUUUUCAUAUUCAGUAUAGUGUUUACGUUUCCAAGUAGUUUAAAUAAAAAUAAGAUUAUGUCGACA
Polyodon spathula (Mississippi paddlefish) is the source of this 1591-nucleotide messenger RNA. Its product is annotated as homeobox protein six1b-like. The record is from RefSeq and is a predicted model, not a curated record. Bases 203 to 1057 code for a protein of 284 amino acids. Gene Ontology annotation, cellular component: nucleus; transcription regulator complex. Gene Ontology annotation, biological process: regulation of transcription by RNA polymerase II. Lineage: Eukaryota; Metazoa; Chordata; Actinopteri; Acipenseriformes; Polyodontidae. Gene Ontology annotation, molecular function: RNA polymerase II cis-regulatory region sequence-specific DNA binding; DNA-binding transcription factor activity, RNA polymerase II-specific. The transcript has 2 exons.